Molecule: messenger RNA, 312 nt
Organism: Alternaria arbusti
Lineage: Eukaryota; Fungi; Ascomycota; Dothideomycetes; Pleosporales; Pleosporaceae
Exons: 2
Coding region: 1-312 (103 amino acids)
Source: RefSeq, a predicted model, not a curated record
AUGGCAGAGGACUCUGGUGUGCUGGAAGGUGCGAUGGAAGAAGACUCUGUGGUGCUGGAAGGUGCCGUGGAAGAAGCCUCGACAGAGCUGAGGGUAAUUGUAGAAGAUGUCUCCAUAGCGAUUGAAGUCGCUGCGACCGAUGACUCCACGAUGCUUGAGAGAGUUGAUGCCUCUACCGCACUGGAGGGCUUCACGACCGGCAAGCUCGCUGUGCUCGAGCAUUUCGUCGAUGUAGAUGAAGGAGUCGCAGUAGUUGAAGGCUUCUUGCUUUUAGUGCAUGAUGUGCUGGUGGAACUGAGCGUCGGCACAUAA